UGUAAAAAUUGAAAGCUAUAUAAAACAAAUGCGAUAUUGCGAAGUGGUGAGGAUCCGAAUCGAAGAAAUAAUUUGUAAAUCACACAUUAUAAAUAUCGAUUAUACAUCAAAUAAAGAAUCUAUUAUUCCAUAAAAGGCUCAUAAAGUUUCGAAAUAGCAGUGGCUAUACAGUUGAUACGGUUCAUACAGUAAUUCAACGUAACACAGGUUUUCGUUGAGUUGCGCGUAGAGGCGUCGCUAAACGGAUUCUAUCCGAAACGCGAGCACGUGUCCACUCUCAGACUUCUCUGGGUGGUGCUUCGGGUAGUGUCACGUAUCUCUGCUGAUACCCGCGGUUCUACGCGAAGCUGGGAUUACCCGGUUUCUCGAAAUUUUCGCGAGCACGUUACUCGACGGAUCCACCACUGGACGCUUCGCUCUCUCGGCUCGGCUGUUGGUUUUUUGUCACGCCCUCGUUUUACCGUCGUAUCUGUUUGAGACUUCCGUGGACCACCGGUUUGUCUUCAACUGUCACUCGGCAGCGAACGGAGGUGUUUUCUCGCGAACAAACAAUGCAAUCCGUAAAAUCAUGAAGUUCUACGAGAAUCCGAAUUGCGUGCCUCUGGAGGAGCUGCAGCUGAAUAUCAGGAAUGACGGGGUGAUCAUCGUGGUAGAUGCACUGAAUGCGAAGUGGACGGACAAGCGUUAUUUCCUGCGUUACGAAGUGCCGGAGAUAUGCAAUGAGGACGGGUCGGAAAUUGUGGGUGCCAAGGACCACUGGCUGGAGGUUGUGAGUUACAUCAUCGAGGAUCUGAACUGGUUACUGGAUCUCCCGUUUUAUCGAUUCUGGUCCAAUAUUGCGUACAACACCUCGAUUAUGGAAACGUUAGUGUCUUUCCUGCAGGAGGCACCGCCUUUCUACGCCUUGGAGAAUUUCCCCGCCGAGCCAAGGAUGCUCGAGGCGCUGGAUAAUCUUCGUCGCAGCGUGCUUGUCAUCUUCGCGCGUCUCUGCACAAACAAGCAGAGCCCGGCGGAGUACAUGAACCGUCCGUUCCUUGGGAACCUAUUAUAUAACAAUUAUAUAUUUACAAUUCCAAUCAUAUUUGAUCUAUGUCAGCUCUACGGUAGGGAAAGUGCCAAAGUUGUAGAGAAAAUUGUAGCUAGCGUAUUUAGUCUGCAGCCGAUGUACAAGGAUGACCUUCAGAAGUCUGUGCCGUGCCUUAUAAAGGCUUUUGAAAAUGUUGAACGACGAUUUGAGGACUGUCCAAGUAAUGCAACUGAGGCAGUGGCGCUUUCAGAAAGAGGUAGCUCCACUGAGAUGACGUUGUAUAACUUAGAGGAUCUGAUACUCUAUAUUCUAGAUGUAUCAUCAACCCUUACUGUAUUAUUAAAAAGCUAUCCUCCAAUAAUUGCCACAUUUCACAUAGACGACUUCAUAAACAAGAUAGUUUCAUUAUAUGGGAAUACAAUACCUGAGAUGUAUAAAAAGUUAGACAAGUUAGCAUAUAGCGAGGAAAAUAUGCCAAAGUACAUUGAAUUGAAGCAUCGUCUCGACGUAACCAGAGUGGAGAUGUUAAAUCUUUAUCGAAUUAUUACCUACGAGCCCAUAUUACAUAUUCAAGAAAAGCUAAACACGAUAACGGAAGGCGAGAUAAGAAAAUACAUAGACGAAUACUUGGAUUUGCUAAUGAAUGCGAUAUCUGAAAAGGAAUUCAUUAUGGAUUAUCAUCAGUUUUACCCAAUUGAUCUCGAUCUCGCGACUAUAACUAAUCUUUGUCCUGAAAUUGAUGCGAUAAAAUGCAAGUAUAUGUUACAAGCGUUGCAGGUAUCGAUUGGAGGUACUAAGACGUUAACUAAUGCAUCCCUCGGUGAUACAAAUAUAGCUGUUGCUGGACCUAGCGGUAUUCAAAGCAGCAAACGAAAAGAACAUUCCAACAAUGUGAAUUGUAUAAACAAUAAGACGGACUCUGGUUUAAAAGACCCUGACAACUUGAUAUUUCUCAUCUCGGAAGUGAAGGAGAUUUUGUGCGACUGUGGUGAAGGUUUCAUACAGAUGUGUUUAAAGCAUUAUGAUUAUAACGUUGAAUCUGUGGUAAAUGCAGUUCUGGAAAAUAAUUUACCGCAUGAUUUGAAAGAAUUAGACUGGACGUUACCGUAUAUACCACCCGAUCCAAUGGAAUCAUCGGCUGCUGUCGAUCUGGCCAGCAAUUUUCAAGAGUUGAGCGUUUCCUGCAACGAUGAAUUCGAAGUUAUGACAGAGUUAUUUGAAGACACGCCAAACGUAAGGAACACGAAAUAUAAGUACAGAAACGCGAACGAAAUGUUGAACGAUAAAUCCGAAAUUAAGGAAUCUAUGAAUAUCUAUGAAAAGUACAGCCUUGUCGUCGAUGAGUACGAUGAUGAGUACGACGACACAUACGACAGCCAUGACAUCCGUGGUAGUGCACCGGAUGAUUCUACAGAAAUGGAGGCCAGGCCUUUCACUGUUCCGAGGGUGCUGCUGCAGACACGUGAUAAAAAUAAUGCUAGCUCGGACGAUGACGCGGAGGUUGAAGACGAGGCACCCGUACAAAGUAAUAACCAUUUCGUGCAAAAUCCAGCGGAAUUGCGUGCUAGAGCCGAAGAACGAAGACAAUCGAGAGAAGGCAAGAGUGCGCACAACGGAAACGGCAAACCCAAAGGUGAGAACAAAGGUGAGAAUAACAGGAGGAAAACUAUGUACAAGGCUUCACACGGCAAUCACAAUCGGCGCAUGGGUGCUCAAGUAAAAAGAAGACAAGGAAUGAUUCCAUCUUAGAGCUCCCAUAUUUUCGCGCAAGAUUGGGAUGUGACAAGGAAUGAUUCCAUUUUAGAGCGGCAUGUUUUCGCGCAAGAUUGGAUGUAUAUACUGCCAAGCAAUAAACAUAUUAUUAGUUAUUUAAUCCUCUCGCAGAAAUAAACGUUCUUAUAAUUUCUAUUUGUCCGUUUGAUUAUCUCAAGCUGAGAACGUGAAUAAAUACAUAUUUCUAUUGAAAAAUUAUUUUAUAAAAAAAAAGAUAUAUAAACAGAAUUUUUUAGAGGAA
Molecule: messenger RNA, 3041 nt
Organism: Wasmannia auropunctata (little fire ant)
Lineage: Eukaryota; Metazoa; Arthropoda; Insecta; Hymenoptera; Formicidae
Product: activating signal cointegrator 1 complex subunit 2
Exons: 14
Coding region: 569-2776 (735 amino acids)
Molecular function (GO): ubiquitin binding
Source: RefSeq, a predicted model, not a curated record